UGCGUGUAAGAUUCUCCUAAAAGUAACAUACUUUUUGGAGAAUUCGACACGAAUGCAACAUCGAAAAUGAAUGAUUCUAUGCAACUAUGUUUGACUUUUUGGAUGAAAGAAAUGUGAAAUGUCAAAUCUUGGAUUUUCAAGAACUUUUUUUUUCUGUAUAUAAAGGUUGAAUCUUGAAUUUUUGGGUGUUUGUGUUGCUAUGAAAGAAAGUAUAAGUACGUAAGCAAAAAAUAUUAUCCUAAAAAUUAUAAUGUAUAAUUUAGAUAAAUACUAUGGAAGGUGAGGUAGCUUCCCCGGACACCCUUGUGGUGGGGCCCUUCCCCGGACACCGCGCAUAGCGGUAACUUUAGUACACCGGGCUGCCCUUUACUAUGGAAGGUGAGGUGGAAGAUAAGGUGUGUUGGAGGGCGGGGAGGAUAAUUAAUGUGAAAUGUCACUUGUUUAACUGUUUUUUCCUAAUGCGUGUGAAAUGCUGGCCUAGACACCACGGUUAUCAAAACGGAAAAUGAAUGUGUCGUAGAGAUAAAGGUUAAAGAAAACAACGAAUUCCCAAUUUUCUUGUUUUGUUAGAGGAUAAAAGAUUUCAGAUCUGAAGGAUAUAAUCACAAUGACACUUGAGAAUGCUGAACUCACCACCGAGCAGGUUUUGAGGAGGGAUAUCCCAUGGGAGACUUACAUGACCACGAAGCUGAUCAGCGGAACAGAUCUUCAGCUGUUGAGGCGUUAUGAUAAGAUGGCUGAAAGAUUCAAAUCUCAGUUGUUGGAUGAUGACGGUCCAGCUUACAUCCAUGUGUUUGUUACCAUUUUACGAGACAUCUUCAAGGACGAAACUGUGGAAUAUGUUUUAGCUUUAAUUGAUGAAAUUCUUACAGCAAACCCAAGAAGAGCGAAAUUAUUCCAUGGCAGCGCUUUUUCCAAUGAAGACACUUAUGAACCCUUCCUCAGAUUGCUUUCGAAAGGUAAUUGGUUCAUACAAGAGAAGAGCUGUAAGAUUCUUUCGUUGAUAGUGAGCGCCAGGCAAAGUGCUCAGAAUGGUGUUGAUGCCUCGAAUUCAAAGAGUAAACACAACUCCACUGAAGAUGUUUUGAAAAGCCUGGUCGAGUGGCUAUGCACACAGCUGAGAAAGCCUUCUCAUCCUAGUCGUAGCAUUCCCUCUGCAAUCAAUUGCCUUGCAACUCUGUUGAAGGAGCCUGUUGUUCGACGUUCAUUUGUUCAAGCUGAUGGAGUGAAGCUGCUCGUUCCUUUAAUUUCACCAGCAUCUACUCAGCAGUCCAUUCAGCUUCUCUACGAGACAUGUCUAUGCGUCUGGCUUCUGUCUUACUUUGAACCUGCAAUUGAGUACUUGGCUACUUCUAGGGCCCUACCUCGAUUGAUAGAAGUUGUUAAAGGUUCGACUAAGGAGAAGGUAGUCAGAGUUAUCAUCUUGACUCUUCGGAAUUUGCUUGUCAAAGGGACGUUCGGCGCUCAAAUGGUAGACCUGGAUGUGCUGCAACAUGUACAGAACUUGAAAGCGCAGGCUUGGAGUGAUGAGGAUCUUCUGGAUGCUCUGAAUCAACUUGAAGGUGGAUUGAAAGACAACAUCAAAAAGUUGAGUUCAUACGACAAGUACAAGCAGGAAGUCCUACUCGGCAAUCUUGAUUGGUCCCCGAUGCACAAAGAUCCUCAUUUCUGGAAGGAAAAUAUAAACUGUUUCGAGGAGAACGGAUUUCAGAUACUGAGAGUGCUCCUGACAAUUUUGGAUACAUCAAAUGAUGCAAGGACACUUGCUGUAGCUUGCUAUGAUUUGUCACAGUUCAUUCAGUGCCAUCCUGCCGGGCGAGUCAUAGUGGCCGACCUCAAAGCUAAGGAACGCGUUAUGAAACUAUUGAACCACGACGCUGCAGAGGUCACGAAAAACGCCCUGCUUUGCAUUCAGAGGCUUUUCUUAGGUGCAAAAUAUGCCAGUUUUUUGCAGGCUUAAAGUUAUCUUUCCUUCUUUAGACAAACUACACAAAAGUUUGAGAGAGUGGUCAUGUUCUAUUUAUUCUUUUUAUCCUAUUGUUGUUUGAUGAUAUCGAUCGGACGGACAUGGACAGUGAGGACUCAUAUAGCCGACUCCAACUUGUUUGGGACUGUCACAAAAGUUUGAGAGAGUGGUCAUGUUCUAUUUAUUCUUUUUAUCCUAUUGUUGUUUGAUGAUAUCGAUCGGACGGACAUGGACAGUAAGGACUCAUAUAGCCGACUCCAACUUGUUUGGGACUGUCUGUGUCGUCGUUGUAUUUGUUUAAUGAGAUUCUCACUCGAACGAUUGUACGAGUUGAUACAAUAAGCACAGCAUCAAUGAAUUCAUUUUUUUCUA
Molecule: messenger RNA, 2338 nt
Organism: Capsicum annuum
Lineage: Eukaryota; Viridiplantae; Streptophyta; Magnoliopsida; Solanales; Solanaceae
Product: V-type proton ATPase subunit H
Exons: 12
Coding region: 608-1960 (450 amino acids)
Biological process (GO): proton transmembrane transport
Cellular component (GO): vacuolar proton-transporting V-type ATPase, V1 domain
Molecular function (GO): proton-transporting ATPase activity, rotational mechanism; heme binding; protein binding
Source: RefSeq, a predicted model, not a curated record